Rana temporaria (common frog) is the source of this 1432-nucleotide messenger RNA. Its product is annotated as melatonin receptor type 1A-like. The record is from RefSeq and is a predicted model, not a curated record. The transcript is spliced from 2 exons. Gene Ontology annotation, biological process: G protein-coupled receptor signaling pathway. Gene Ontology annotation, cellular component: membrane. Gene Ontology annotation, molecular function: melatonin receptor activity. Bases 241 to 1197 code for a protein of 318 amino acids. NCBI's taxonomy places the organism in Eukaryota, Metazoa, Chordata, Amphibia, Anura, Ranidae.
UCACACACAUAUACACAACAUAGCUUUUUAUUCAUAAGGAGUGUGGGCUGUUGAAUAGAGCAUAGAAUAAUCCCACCCAUACUGUGAUGCCUAAAGGGGGGGGGGAUAUUUUACACAUUCCUGAACUGCAUCGCUCGUGCUGUCAGUAAGAUGACAGAGAAGCACCUGCUCCAUCCACACUAUGUAGCAGCCCUACGGAUUAAAUAGGUGUAAGGGAGAGCAUGCACUGGGGUCAGGGGAAUGGAACCAGGGGCCCCUACUCAGAACAACUUAACAGGGGACGUGCAGGAAGAAGAUGAUGACUACCCUACUUGGAUGAUCAGUUCUCUCACCACCAUCCUGGUUGUUACUAUCAGCGGUGACAUAUUUGGCAAUCUUUUGGUCAUCACAUCAGUCUUCCGGAACAAGAAACUGCGCAAAGCGGGAAAUGCUUUUGUGGUCAGCCUUGCUGUGGCAGACCUGCUGGUUGCAUGUUAUCCCUAUCCAUUGGUUCUUCUUGCGAUCUUCAACGGAGGCUGGAGAAUGGGCCACAUUCACUGUCAACUGAGCGGCUUCUUUAUGGGACUCAGCGUAAUAAGCUCAGUCUUCAACAUCACCGGAAUUGCUGUCAACCGUUACUGCUACAUCUGCCACCACAGCUGCUAUUCUCGCCUCUUCUCAAACACCAGCACUGUAAUCUAUGUAAUACUGGUAUGGACAUUGGCCCUAGCAGCCAUCUUGCCAAAUCUCUUUGUGGGAUCACUGCGCUAUGACCCACGUGUAUUUUCUUGCACGUUUUCACAGUCUGUUAGUUCUUUUUACACCCUUGCCAUUGUGAUCUUCCAUUUCUUUUUACCGAUCAGUGUGGUCAGCUUUUGCUACCUACGAAUAUGGAUGACAGUCCUUAAUAUUCGCCACAGGGUCAAGCCAUCAAGAAACAUUCAGGUGCAGACAUGGCCGUAUAGUAUACACAGUUUUAUCACCAUGUUCAUAGUCUUUGUGUUGUUUGCAGUGUGCUGGGGACCUUUGAACAUCAUUGGACUCUUGGUGGCCUUGAGCCCAAACCUAGGAGACUCAAUCCCACAAUGGUUCUUUGUAGCCAGCUACUUUAUGGCAUAUUUUAACAGUUGUCUCAAUGCUGUGGUCUAUGGGGCAUUGAAUAAGAACUUCCGUCGAGAAUACAAGAGAAUCAUGCUGAACAUUUUCCAAAUGACUUAAAGCUUGGUCCUGUGUUUUAAUUUUAUGAAUACACUUGUGUGUGUCCAAACAGAAAUAAAUGUUUAAAUACAUCUUAAAGAUAUCUGUACUUUUAAGAAGGAUAGGCAUUUAACCUCCUCCAAGAAUGUAAAUUGUUUACAUAGCAAGAAAAAAAACUAAAAGGUUUUCAGGUGUACCAUGAGUUUGUACCAAAAGUUAGUGGCAGUAAACCCAAAAUGAAAAAUUUAAUAUAUUG